Messenger RNA from Aspergillus terreus NIH2624, 2169 nucleotides. RefSeq lists its product as uncharacterized. The record is from RefSeq and is a predicted model, not a curated record. Bases 1 to 2169 code for a protein of 722 amino acids. Gene Ontology annotation, molecular function: triacylglycerol lipase activity. Gene Ontology annotation, biological process: lipid catabolic process. NCBI's taxonomy places the organism in Eukaryota, Fungi, Ascomycota, Eurotiomycetes, Eurotiales, Aspergillaceae. The transcript has 4 exons.
AUGCUCCCUCGCACUCUCCUCGCCGGGGCAUGCGCCCUCAACGCCGCCGCCGCCCUCGUCCCCCCCAGCCAGGACCCGUGGUAUACGCAGCCCGCCAACAUCAGCGCCUACGCCCCGGGCGAACUGAUCCGCGCGCGCCAGGUCGCCCCCGAGCUGGAGACGUACGUGCCGCUCGGCACAUCCAUGGACGUCGAAAUGAUGCACCAGUACCUCUACCGCACGACCGACAGCGUCGGCGCCCCCGUCGCCGCCGCCGCCACCCUCAUCGUGCCGCGCGACGCCGACCCGACCAAGCUGCUCGCCUACGAGACCUUCUACGACGCCAAUAACCCGGACUGCAGCCCGUCGUACACCCUGCGCCACGGCUCGGCCACCGCGGGCGGCGGGCUGCUCCCGCACAUGACGCAGCCGAUGGACCUGGCUUUUCUAGCGGCAGCCAUCAAACAAGGCUGGUGGAUCAUCACGGCCGACUACGAAGGCCUCGACGCGCAGUUCGCCGCCGGCAUCCUCUCCGGCCACGCGACUCUCGACUCCGUCCGUGUCGCGCUCUCCGAAGCCCCCCGACUGGGCCUCUCGCCGGCCGCGCGCUACGCCCUGUGGGGAUACUCAGGCGGCGCGCUGGCGGCGGAAUGGGCGGCGGAGCUGCAGCCCUCCUACGCGCCGGAGCUGCGCUUCGAGGGCGCCGCCGUCGGCGGACUCCUCCCCAACCUGACCUCCGCCAUCGACACGAUCAACAUGGGCCCGUUCUCGGGCGCCGCGUUCGUGAUCCUCAUCGGGCUGGCCAAGGCGUACCCCGAGUUCAGCGGGUGGGUCACCGACAACCUGGUCGCGGCCAGCGCGGCGCAGUACUACGCCGGCGCGCACAGCUGCGUGCUGGGCGAGUUUGCGGCCGGCGCCGUGCACGACAUCUUCCGGUAUUUUGUCGAUGGGAGGGGGAGCUUUGACGCCGAGGUGCCACGGGGGCUGUUUGCGUCGGCGGGGCAGAUGGGUACCGCCGGCACGCCGCGCAUGCCGUUGUUUGUGUAUAAGGGCGCGCUCGAUGAGAUCAGUCCUAUCGGGGAUACGGAUGAGCUGGUCGGGCGGUACUGCGCCGACGGCGACGUCAGCAUCGAGUACCAUCGCAUUCUGGCCGCGGAGCAUCUCUCCACCGCCGUGCUGGGGUCCGUCAGCGCGCUGCAGUGGCUGGCGGAGCGGCUGGACGGCAAGCCGGUGUCGAGGCCGGGGCGGUGCGAGACGCAGACGGUGCCGCUGGCGGAUUUGAAGGCGGGGGCGGUGUCGUUUUUGGGGUCUGAGGACACCGACGGCGCCCAGAGCACCGCUGCCGGCGACGGCCUGGGCGGCAGAGUCGGAGGUCUGCGAGGCGGGGGCGGUGGUCUCGGUGGAAGAGCCAGAGCCAGAUCCAGAGCCAGAGCCGGAGGUGGUGCUGCCACUGUUGUUGUCGCCGUUGCCGUUGUUGUUGCCAGAGCCGCUGGUGCUGGUGGCAGUGGUCAUGGUGGUGCCCGUGGCGCCGGUCUUGGUAGCAUUCGCGCCGGUGUUCUAUCAGGGUUAGAGUACAUCCUAUAUCUGAGAUGCAAAGGACUUACAGUGCCGGAAGCACCAGACUCGGUGCCGUGGGUGCCAGUAGCAGAGGCCCCAGAGUUGGUACCCGUAGCAGAGGCUCCAGUCGCAGGGGUCACACGUACUGCCGUCAGGACAGGCGCUGAGGGCGAUCUGCACGGCGGCGGCCGAGUCCUCGCCGGGACAGGCCUGGUCGGUGCAGUCGCGCACUCCGUACUUGUAGUUGUCGGCGUUGCAGAGACAGGUCUUGUCGCCGGAGGAGCAGCCGAGCUCCUGGGCUUUGUUGUUCAUGUUGGUGAUGCACAUUUGCUGGGGUUGUUAGCAUCGCAAGCGUGGAUGAUGGAUGGGAUGGCUUCGUACAGCGCACUGGCCGACCGAGACGUCGGCGGCCGCCAGGGAGGCGGCGGCCAUGAGGAGCAUGGACAGGGAGAGGGUCUUCAUUGUGCUGUUGGAUGUGCAGGGGUGCGGAGAGAGAUGUAUGGAGGAAUGGAGGAGGCGAGCAGUGGCUUGAGAGAAAAGGCAGAGCAGACGGGUGAUGGGAUGGGCUGUUUUAUACACCGCACCGAGCGCAAAUCAGUCGGCGUCUGGCCUUAUGUCCCCUGUCGGAAAUGA